CACUCUCCCCUCCUCCUCGCUGUCUUCUUCUCCGGACCUCCAGUUCAAAAAUUCGCUCGCUCGCGCAGUCGCGCCCAAACUCCAAACCCUACCCGGUCCGACCUCCCCGCCCCGCCGGAUCCCUGCGCGGAACAUGCGGGAUCUGGGCCCAUGGCGACCGGCCCCGAUCUGACCUCCUCCUCCGCCGCCGACGCCGCCUCGUCGGCGGCCAAGAAGGACCGCCACAUCGUGAGCUGGAGCGCCGAGGAGGAUGACGUGCUUCGUGCUCAAAUCGCGCACCUUGGAACUGACAACUGGACAGUUAUAGCGACACAAUUCAAGGAUAAGACUGCUAGACAGUGCAGGAGGAGAUGGUACAAUUAUUUGAACACUGAGUGCAAGAAAGGCGGGUGGUCUCGUGAAGAAGACAAGCUUUUAUGCGAGACUCAAAAGGUUCUUGGUAACAAAUGGACUGAAAUAGCAAAGGUUGUCUCCGGGAGGACUGAUAAUGCAGUGAAGAAUAGGUUUUCCACAUUAUGCAAAAGGCGGGCCAAUAAUGAUGACCUGUUCGAGGAAAAUACUGCAGUAUGUUCCAAUGCAAAUGCAAAGAGGGUACUGACACAGACUGGUGGCCUCACACGUGGUGCACCUAGCUCCUCGCCACCUAUUAACAUGAGGUCUUGCAAACUUGAUUUCAAGGAGAACAUAGCACCAAAUACGAAGUCAUUUGGACAAGAGAAGAGCAUAGGACAAGAUUCUCGGCAACCCCUUGCUGACCUUUGUCCACCCAAUCAAAGUGUGAAUAUUGUGGAAACCCAAAAUUCUGUUACUAGGACCUCAGCAAAGCAAUUAUAUGGUGAGGAGCAGAGUUGUGUGAAGCACGAGGGUAAUUUCUUGAACAAGAAUGAUCCAAAGUUUGCUACAUUACUUCAGCAAGCUGAUUUGCUUUCUUCCCUAGCAACAAAAGUAAAAACUGAAAACACGAGCCAAAGCAUGGAUGAAGCCUGGCAGAAGUUACAGCAUCAUUUGGUUAAGAAAGAUGACAAUGACAUGUCAGAAAGCAGCAUGUCUGGAACAGCUUCACUCCUAGAGGACCUCGACGAUUUAAUUGUAGAUCCCUAUGAGAACGAAGAGGAAGAUGAACAAAUGUCCAGCGAGCAGAAUGGAGUAACAUCAGAAAUGGCUCCUGAUCAUAUAAUGGAUAAUUGCCCAGUAGAUCAGGGCACAGAAGAUGAUAUUCUCUGUGGAAUCACACUGUCUAGUUGUAUGGAACCUUCCCCAGGUGCAGAGAUUCUAGCUUAUGUAAACUCAGAUGAGACUGCUGGAGAUGGGGGGCUUCAUUGCAUGGAAUACAGUUCUCCUGAGCAGACAGCUCUGCAAGCUAAAGCAGAUGCGGAAAUACCAGCAUCUGUAGACUUGAGUGAGGCUGCCGAAGAUAGCUGGUCUCAGUUCACGGAAUACAUGUCUCCUGCUCAUACAGUUUUGCAUGCUGAAGAUGCAGAAAAACCAGUAUCAGUAAACUUGAGCGAGGCUGCCGAAGGUAGCUUGCCUCAAUGUAUGGAAUACAUGUCUCUUGCUCAUACACUUUUGCCAGCUAAAACAGAACCAGAGAUACCAGCAUCCGUAAACUUGAGUGAGGCUGCUGAAGGUAGAUUACCUCAGUGUACGGAGUACAUGUCUCCUGCUCGUAUACUUUUGCCAGCUAAAACAGAUCCAGAAAUACCAGCAUCCGUAAACUUGAGUGAGGAUGGUAAAGAUGACAGUCUUCAAUGUACAGAAUACACCUCUCCUGCUCAUACAGAUUCACAAGUUAAUGCUGAUGCAGAAAUACCAGAGAAGGUUGCCCGAGAUAGCAGGCUUCAAUGUGUUGAAUUUGCUUCCCCUGCUCACAGAGCUGUCAAAGGUAAAGCAUGUGUCCGAAAACAAGCUUUGGAGAACUGUAGCGAGGUUCCGAAAGAUAGCAACACACACCCAUGCAUGGAAUUCGCCUCUCCUGCUCAUACAGUCCCAACUUUCCAUCCAUACACAGAGAACGUGCCAACUCCAAAAAUUACUGCCAGUGAGAAGAAUUUUCUGCUGUCGGUGCUUGAAUUGGCCUCGCCUGGUUCGAAGCCAGAGACUUCUCAACAGCCUUCUUGCAAAAGGGCUCUUCUUAAUAGCCUUUGAGAGGGGUAUAUAUAUCUUUUAUGCAAAUAAAUUUUGCAU
This is a messenger RNA of Lolium rigidum, 2184 nucleotides long. RefSeq names its product transcription factor MYB124-like. The coding region runs from base 151 to 2145 and encodes 664 amino acids. Gene Ontology annotation, biological process: regulation of DNA-templated transcription. The transcript is spliced from 12 exons. Gene Ontology annotation, molecular function: RNA polymerase II cis-regulatory region sequence-specific DNA binding; DNA-binding transcription factor activity, RNA polymerase II-specific. The record is from RefSeq and is a predicted model, not a curated record. Lineage: Eukaryota; Viridiplantae; Streptophyta; Magnoliopsida; Poales; Poaceae. Gene Ontology annotation, cellular component: nucleus.